AUGCCCUGGCUGUCCCCUCUGCAUUCGCCGGCUGAAUCGCCGCGCAUCCAAAACCUCACAGCCCCAACAUCGUCGUCUCCGAUAACCUACAUACCGCCGCUGAUCGACGGCGCGUGCGGCACCGUCCCCAGGGCGCAGAAGCAGCCCCUGUCACAAAGCCUGAGCAGCGAUGCCUUUCACCUGGUGAAGCUGCUGCCCGAGCUCGCCCUGUCUGCUUGGGAAGGCCUGUUCGCCAACGAGCACGCCGCGAUCGGGGAAGAGAAUGCAGGCUCCCGGUGGGGCGAGCUUGCCGACUUGGUUCUGCAGCUGGCCGUGUCGGCUGUUGAGCUCAACAUCCUCUUCUUCGCCACGCCUAUAUGGCUUUUCCUCCCUGGUGUGUUCUUUGCUGGUUGGCUGCUCCCCAUGCUGUGCGUGAUCUGGGGAAUCGCGCGUCUGCUGAAUGCCGGAGAGUCCAUCUACUGCCAGCCUCGGCCUGCACAGCCCGAGUCGGUGGGUAGGGCUCCGAGAAGCAGUAUCUGGUCGACUCACAAUAGCGAGGGAGAGGAUGAACGCUGGUUCUUUGUUGCUGGGAUGAGUCUCAGCCCACGCACAACCAAAAACACCACGCUCCCCCUCCUAGCCCGCCUCUUCAACCGCCCCAUAACCGCCCUCCUGCCCAAAACCUACGGCCUCCCGGUAGACCUCGCCCUCCUCCCGCUCGGGCGCGCCAUCCCCGCGCUGUCGCCCAACACGCUCCUCUACAACACCAUCCGCUCCGCGCUGCAGGACAACAAGGCCAACAGGGUGGUCGUCCUGGCCCACAACGCAGGCGCCAUCCAGACCUCGCGCGUGCUCUCGCACCUCUGCGCCGACCUGCCCCCCGACAAGCUCUCCAAGCUCGAGGUCUACACUUUUGGCGCCGCAGCCGCAGAGUUCGUCCUCCCGCUGGGCGACGGCAGGGGCGCCGCCGAGUCGUCGGGCGCCACCUCGCCCGCCCUGCUGAGCCCCGGCGCAGGACCGCACGCUACUGCCGCGGCGUCCGAGGCGAUUGCGCGCCGGCCCGGUCCGCACAUUGAGCACUUUGCGCACGCGCGCGACCCCUUUGCGCGGAUCGGCGUGCUGCGCAGCGUGAGGGAGGACUUGGAUGGGCGGUUCUGCGGCGGCGUCUUUGUCGUCAACGGGCCGGGGCCGGUGUUGAGCGGCGGUGGUGGCCGUGGCGGCGGGCGGGCCUGGGGUCCUCAUCACCACCACGCGGGCACCGCCAGGCCGCCAUCGCCGCUGUACCUGCCCGCCCUCGGCGUCAGCAGCGCCGCCGCGUACAAGCGCGAGUUUCUCGACACCACACCAGCGACCCCAGCCCCCGCGCCACCAUCAAAACGAGCCUGGACGAGGCGGCUGCUGACGAGAAUAACCCCAUCUGCCCUGCCGCUGGUCGGCCGCCUCGCGUCGCUGAUGCCCUCGGCGCCGCCCGUGGUCGGCCUGCACGGCUACCUCGCGGCGCUGUUCCCCGAGCAGGUGGCGACGCUGGCCAACUGCGACCGCGCGAGCGUGCUGGACAGCAUCAUGACCAUUGAGCGCGACGUGGCCGAGAAGCGCGAGUUCGCCGCCAUCGCCUCGCACGCCUCGUCCACCAGCCUGGCCGCCGUGCAGUCUUUUACCACGACCAGCAGCAGUGGCAGCAGCAACAACAACAACAAGACCAGCGCGAGGGAUAAGCGGGUCAGCUGGACCGGGCUUGGCGCCACCGUCAACGGCGUCACUGGGGUGGGGAGCGGCGGCGGUGGCAAUGCCAACAAUAGCAGCAGCAGCAGCAGCAGCAUCAGCAGCACGCACCUGGACGGCAUCAUCGGCCUCGAGAUUGCCCGCCAGGGGUGUAGGGAUUGCCAAGGUCACCGAGGGAGAGAGGUGAGCCGCCUGGUGCACUUCGUCGACGUCGGCGUCGGCAUGGGCGGCGCCGUCGCUGCAGCUGCGGGUGGCGGCGGUGUUGGCGUCAUCGGUCCGAAUGGGCCCGGGUUGGGUGUCGCGGUGAAGGAUGUCACCAAGGGGACGUCCAUGUGAAAGACACCACUCGCACCCACCUGCAAGUCUUUGAUCUCUUUUUUUUUUUUUUUGUUCUUUGGGAUGUUUGGUG
Messenger RNA from Pyricularia oryzae 70-15, 2110 nucleotides. RefSeq lists its product as uncharacterized. The transcript has 2 exons. The record is from RefSeq and is a predicted model, not a curated record. Bases 1 to 2037 code for a protein of 678 amino acids. Lineage: Eukaryota; Fungi; Ascomycota; Sordariomycetes; Magnaporthales; Pyriculariaceae.